Venturia canescens is the source of this 2001-nucleotide messenger RNA. RefSeq names its product protein takeout-like. Lineage: Eukaryota; Metazoa; Arthropoda; Insecta; Hymenoptera; Ichneumonidae. Bases 399 to 1139 code for a protein of 246 amino acids. The record is from RefSeq and is a predicted model, not a curated record. The transcript has 6 exons.
GUACCGUUAAUCACUCCGUGCCGUUGAAUCUUGCGUGCAUGUUCUUGGAUAAAAAGGCCGAUUGAAAAACGACAAGACUUAGAUCGAGUUGGAAUUCGGACCUGGACUUACGACGAGAGUUAACUUGUACUACUCACCGCAAUGACUCUGUAGACGUCAUUUCAAACUCUCCUCGUUUACUAAACUGCAGUCCGCGUUAGAAGUUCAUUUACCUGAGACGCGACACAGCGUUCGACGACAGUGUUGUUCGGCUGUUGAGAAAGCUGCCAAAGAAUUCACAGCCAAAGCUCUCCGAGGAUUCAGCAUUUCGCUGUCAGUCGAGGAUCGCCUGCCAACUCGUAUCAACAGUGGGAUUCAGUGUUGUUGACGAUUUAUAUCAUUUUUCUACGAGCAUUAACAUGCAGAUUGUUUUCGUCCUCGGAUUUAUCGCGGUGGCAAUGACGAACGCGGUCGUUGCGGAGGAAACCCAUCCUGAAUACGUCAAACCUUGUUCGAGGAGCGAUCCUCAAUUGAAAACGUGCCUGAUCGAUGCUCUCCACCAUCUCAGACCCUACUUGAAGGUCGGCAUUCCGGACAUCAAGUUACCUUCGGUCGAACCGUUUCACAUGGACGAGCUGAGCCUCUCACUGACAGGUGGUGCGAACGGUUACAGGGUUCGUCUGCGCGAUUUACUCGUUAGGGGAGCGAGCAACUUCACGGUCGACGAGAUCAAGCUCGGCUCACCCUUUGAAGCGAUCGUACGAAUGCCUGCCCUCGUUCUCGACGCUCAUUACUCCAGUUCCGGAGUUUUGAUAAUAUUGCCAGCAAGCGGAAACGGCACGUUUCACGCAACAUUUGGAAAAGCUCGGGCUUUGGUACGCGGCAUCGUAAGCACUGCAGUUCGUAACGGAAAAACUUAUCUGUACGUCGAGAACUUGGACGUCAAACUGAGUGUCAAAGACGUCAACAUGAGAGUGACUAAAAUAUUCAAUAAUAAUAGGAUACUGACGGAGGCCACGAAUCUUUUCCUUCGUGAGAACGGACAGGAAGUUCUAAAAGCGAUGGAACCGCAGUUGAAGCUCAAAUUAUCAGCCCUCUUCGCCGGUAUCGUCAAUCAACUGUUGCUCAACGUGCCUGUAGAAACAUUCCUUUUGCCAUGAGCUUCGCGAGUUCUAUUCAAAUGUUAUAUUAGGUACUCGCAGCUAUUGCGAUAUAACAGCGUUGUUCGGAGAAUUUUUUCACAGCUUCAACUUAGUGGUGAUCGUAUGGGUAAGGUGAAAAUGUGCUCGAGAAGUAUUUGACGUUGUUCGACUGUAUUUCAAUCGAGCUACUUCGGUCCACAUAUUUCCCUCCAUGACUGGACCAAUAAAAGACUCUCAUUCAAUCCAAACGACGUUGUUGUUGUUGUUUUUCGUUUUUAUGGUCACGUGAGCAGCGAAGUCAAUGAAGAACGACAAUGGCACAGCGCGUUUUUUCCUCGUCGUACGAGGUGAAUGGAACUUUCCACGAUAUUACAAUCCCGACCGAAUACCGACUAGUUUCAGUGAGGAACUUUCUAAAUUUAACUCCAUCGACGAAAACACACUUGCGGGAACACAUUUCGGUGAUGAAUUAAAUCACUCUCUCACUACCCAUCGAUGCUGGCCUUUUCUAUCCUCAUCGAUCAAUCCUGAUCGAUCGACAGUUUAAAACGCACUUUGCUUGAAAACCCGAUGAAUACAAGUGAAACGGAAGCUCAUGUAACGGUGGCAUUUGAAGACAACAAUCAUAGCUUGAGUAUUCGAACAUUCGCUUGCUACGAGAUGGAAAACAUUGUCGUUGAUAACUGUUGCAACUGCGUGCUCCACUAGUGAGGAAGCAAUUUCACUUUGUUAACAGUUUUAUUCUUAUGAUGCGGAAAAAAAUGGACUUUUUUUACUAAUUAGGAAAGAAAUGAAAAUGCAGUCUCAGACGAGAGAAAUAAAAGGGAGCAGAUGAAAUUUCGUUUUCUGGAAAAUAAAAUGGGUUAAACAAUCAACGAAA